This is a messenger RNA of Saccostrea cuccullata (small rock oyster), 1846 nucleotides long. RefSeq lists its product as uncharacterized. NCBI's taxonomy places the organism in Eukaryota, Metazoa, Mollusca, Bivalvia, Ostreida, Ostreidae. The record is from RefSeq and is a predicted model, not a curated record. Bases 97 to 1806 code for a protein of 569 amino acids. Gene Ontology annotation, molecular function: zinc ion binding; ubiquitin protein ligase activity; protein binding. Gene Ontology annotation, biological process: protein polyubiquitination; proteasome-mediated ubiquitin-dependent protein catabolic process. The transcript has 2 exons.
UUUUUCCUUGCCUUGGUCCUGCAUGUGCAAUCUUGCAGAACGUAAGAAAACAAGGGAACAUAUUCAACCCUGCAUUCAUCGACGAACUCUGAGGAAAUGGAUCAGCGUGUGCCACCGGAAGCACAGGACAUCCUGAGGUGUAUACACUGUGAGGAGCAACCUGUGGAACGCUAUUGUACACACUGCAAAAAUAAAUUCUGCUCAAAAUGCGCAGACGAACACGUCGAAAUCAGUUCUUACUCUCAUCACCAAAUCGUUAAAUAUUCGUCGAUGAUAUACAAGAUGAAUGGUACACAGAUGUGUCUGGAUCACCCGUGCAAGGAAUACACCAUGUGCUGCAAAUUGUGUAGGAUCCCAGUAUGUCAUGAGUGUAUUGACGAGAAACAUGCAAAGCACACUCUUUGUACCAUGGAAAGCAUGUUCGAAGAAUGUAUGAAAAAGAUAGCUGUGGAUGACAUGAAAAUAAAGGCGUCUCUCAAACCUGAGAUUGAAGAACGUCUGUCAAAACUAAAAACCAUUAAAAAUGAUAUUAAAAAGGAAUACCGCCAAUUAAGGGACCAGGCUAUCGAUCAAAAAGAAGUUUUCAGGAAACUUGUGGAUGAAGUUUUCAAGGAAACAAUUAAGUUGGUCGAUGCCAAUGAGAAGAGAGAUAUCGAAGACAUAGAAAAAUACGAAAAAGAAAUGAAUGAACAGAUCCAGAAUUUGGAUGAAAUUUUGGGUUUCUACAGAAGUAAGAUGAUUGCUCAUCCAUCAGAGCUCAUUUUCUACAUAAAGAACCACCCCGAAGAUGCAACUUCUUCAAAUUUGUCCGAGGUCUUAGGUUUCACCCCUCCAGUGUUCCAAAAGGGAUUUCUUAACAAAGAUCAUAUAAAAAGUCAGUUUGGGUCCAUUUUGCCAUCUGUGAUAACACAAGCAGUGGAGGCGUCUGCAGAAAAAAAGAACAUCCAAUCUGCAGAACCGGAAGAGCACAUUCCAUGUCAAGAAGAGGAGCAGCAAGAGGACAGAAAAGUUCUGCCUUUCCCAACGUGCCUGUUUGAGUUUGAAUUAGGUGUAUCCGACACAUACUUUGUAAAGUAUGUUAAUUCUAAAAAGUUCCUAGUAAGUGGCAAACAAAAAGACAUAAUUGUUGUAAAUGAAGGAGGCAAGCGUAUCUGUGCAAUUUCCACAUUAACAGGGAUUGGAUAUCCAUCUGGGUUGGCGCCUACAAAAGAUGGAGGCAUACUUUAUUCGGACAACAAGAACAAAUGUAUCCGAAAAGUUAGUCCUGAUAAUAUCGAUAAUGUCGCUUUCCGUACAAAUGGUCGACCUCUUGGCAUAUGUACCACGCGUUCCGGUGACGUCAUUGCUUGUCUGCAGGAUUGUCCUGGCGGGAAAGUUGUAAAUUAUGACGAAAGAUGGAACGUAAGGCUUGAACUUACUCAUCAAUAUGUGAUUGAACCAUUUUGCGUCUGCUUGAAUAUUAACAAUGAUUUUUGCAUCUCCGACGUCAGUUCCCAAAAAGUAAUUGUCGUAGACAGAAAUAACGAGGAGAGAUUCGUUUACGAGGGUGGUUACUCUUGGUUGAGCACAUUCUGGAAGUUCUUUCCAUGUGAUCUUGCAACAGAUAGUCUUGGACACAUCCUUAUAGCAGAUCGAGAGAACGCCACCAUUCACAUCAUUGACAAAGAUGGAUAUUUCCUGAGAUAUCUACUUACAAAGAAAGACGAAUUGGUUUGGCCCCAUGGACUUUGCAUAGAUAACAAAGACAGAUUGUGGGUGGCUGAUCAAGUCAGUAGUAAAAUAAGAGUUUUUGAGUACCUCAAAUAGUGAAGUAUCCACAAAGUACAUUAGAAACAGACGGAAAACC